Molecule: messenger RNA, 1428 nt
Organism: Hymenoscyphus albidus
Lineage: Eukaryota; Fungi; Ascomycota; Leotiomycetes; Helotiales; Helotiaceae
Source: the annotation of a GenBank genome assembly
AUGACAUCAAGUCACUUCACAAUCGUCUUCACAUACAACAAGAAACAAUUUCGUAAGGUUUCUAUUGAAAUCAUGUCCCUAAACCUUCCGCAUAUGGGACUUGGAAUCUACGGUGGAGGCUAUGAACGUCCAUUCAUGCGUUCUCAAACGCCAGGACGUCAGCCAAUGUAUGAACAUCCGCAUCAAUUCCGAGGUGAGGGCAACGUCAGGGAUUUUGAUCCACAUAGUGAGAGGGAUCCUCCAGCUGGUAUGCAUUUAGAUAGGGGCCCGCAUAGGCAACCACAAAUAUCUCAUUUUCCGCCUCAUACUUUCCCUCGAAAUAUAGGCCCACCUCCGUCUGAUUAUGACAGAUUUCCGCCUCGGACUGGCCCUCAAGAUAUAAGUCCACCUCCAUCUGGUUAUGACAGAUUUCCGCCUAGGACUGUCCCUCAAAAUAUGGGUCCACCGCCGCCUGGUCAUGACAGGUUCCCAAGAACUCCACGUACUAGUUUCAGAGCUCCGAAUCCAGACCCUUUUGCAACCAAUAUGAUGGCACUGCAAGGAGAUUAUGAUCAACCAGAGGGCCAAGGAAAUAGCAAUCUUCGUGGUUUGGGAGUACCUUUAGAAGUACACGUUCACAACCAUGCUCAAGGAGGAAAUGUAGGGGGGCAUUACACGCAUGGAGGAGAUGGAUACGGCAGAAAUUUCCAUUUCCCAUUUGAAAACGGGAUGUCCAGGGCAGAUGGUAUCAUGGCGAGUUAUCCUCUUGGAUAUAACGGCAGACCGGGUUCGUGGCAACCUCGCGUAGGCGGCCGUAUGGGCGGCCACGACGUGCACACACGAGGGCAAAGGAAUGUUACGAGUCGGCGAAUUCCAAGGUCACUAUUGCAUGCUUGGUCUUGGUUGUGAUUGCUUUGAGGAAUUUGCUAUUCACUCAAUUCCUACACUAGCAUCGUUUCAGGGUAUUGAUUACCCACCUGUACUUUACUUUACAGAUUGGAGAGUUCUCCCGUUUAGAUCGCAACAGAUUGUAAAGCUUCUGCCUAGAAAUACUAAUAAAUCUUAUUAGGUAGAGCUCUGGAGAGCUAAGCUACAAUAAGAUCACACAAUCUGAAUUGAUAAAUCUUUUCUGCUUACUGAAAUAUAAUGUAUUUAUGUGAUAUGUAUCGUCGUGCAAUACUCUACUACUGCAACAAGUCUGACUUCGCAGUAUUUAUUACAUGCUAUAUAUGAAGAGAUAUCGACGAGGGCGGUUAACGUAAAUAAGCUAUACUGCCUUGUUGUAUAAUACUAUGAUCUUUAGUAGAGAAGUAUAAUAAGCUAAGCUCCCUAAGUUAAGUCAUGUAUAGAGGUGGUAUAAAGGUCAUAUUUGUAUGUUUCCUUUGAUUAACAAAUUACGCGUGCCCAGUUUGCUUGCGACCAAAGAAGAUGGAACAAAUGAGUGUCUAA